UAUUUAUAAUGAUACGGAAACUUCCGACCAAGCGAAAUGGGGAAAAAACAACAUCAGAAAGAUAAGUUGUAUCUUACAUCUACUGAAUGGAGAACAGAAUUCGGAGGAUAUAAAGGUCAGCUUCAGAAAUCGGCAGAAUUUAGACGUUUACCUUUCUACUGCUGUAGUCUAUCGUUCCAGCCUUUUGCAGAUCCACUAUGCACCAAAGACGGCGUCAUUUUCGAUAUCAUGAACAUUGUUCCGUUUCUGAAAAAGUACGGCGUAAAUCCUGUAAAUGGAGAAAAGAUGACAGCUAAGGAUCUGAUCCAUUUGAACUUCUAUAAAAACAAAGAUGAUAAAUUUCACUGCCCAGUUACGUUUCAAGUUUUUAAUCAGAACUCUAGCAUCGUGGCUAUUAAAACAACAGGCAACGUGUUUAGUAAAAACGCAGUUGAUAAACUUAAUCUCAAGACAAGUCACUUCAAAGACCUUUUAUCUGACGAGCCGUUUGUAAAGGCUGACAUUAUAACCAUUCAAGACCCAACAGAUGUGGAAAAAUGCAAUUUUGCCAAUUUUUACCAUUUUAAACAUAAUUUAAAGGUUACAAAUGAAGACAAAGCUGAGUCAAAGUCAAAGAUCAGAUCUGCAAGCACCAUGACUCAAUCUGUCCUUGAUGAACUUGAAAAAACUUACAAAGCUCCAGUAAAGGAAGAAGCUUCAAUGGCCAAAGCAGACAAGUUCAAUGCAGCUCAUUAUUCUACUGGUCAUGUUGCAGCAUCAUUUACCUCAACAGCAAUGAAUCCAGUCACAGAACAUCAAACUGCUCUUAUUGAUGAAGAUAUACUGCGUUAUGAAAGAGUGAAAAAGAAAGGAUACGUCAAACUUGACACUAAUUAUGGUCCACUGAACAUUGAAAUUUAUUGUGAUAUGGUUCCAAAAACAUGCGAGAACUUUCUGAAACAUUGUAAAAAUAAGUACUACAAAGGUUCAAAGUUUCAUCGCUCAAUAAGAAAUUUUGUUUUACAAGGAGGAGACCCUACUGGUACAGGCCUUGGAGGGGAAUCAAUAUGGGGUGGAACUUUCAAAGAUGAAUUUAAACCAAAUUUACAACACACCGGCCGAGGAACUUUAAGUAUGGCGAACUCUGGACCAAACACAAACAAAUCUCAAUUCUUCAUCACUUUCAGGUCAGCUCAUCAUUUAGAUGGUAAACACUCAGUAUUUGGUAGAGUUGUUGGUGGGAUAGGUUCACUAGAUGCUGUAGAACUCAUUGAGACAGACAAGAAAGAUAGGCCAAAGGAAGACAUAAUAAUCGAAGAUUGUACAGUAUUUGUAGAUCCAUAUGAGGAAGCAGAUGAACAACUUAAAAAAGAAAGAGAAGAAGAUCUACAGAAGGCAAAAGAAGAAAAGGAAAAGCUAGAAAAAGAAAGAAAGAGGAAGGUUGCAGCUGAGGGUACUCCUAUGGUUUACAAAUCAGGUGUUGGAAAGUACAUUAAUUCGGCUGGAAGUGAAACUAGUUUGAAAAGAUCAGGAAGCGAUGAGCAAUCAGAGACUGAAAAAAAGAAAGCUAAAUUCGUACCAGGGAAAUUAGGGAACUUUAGUAACUGGUGAAAAUAUAUACAUGUAUAUUAUAAUUGACUAAUUUUAACCUUAUUCAUCAUGUUCAUGUUGAAAAUUACCAAGUGAAAAUGAAAUAACAAUGUACAUUGUAUGUACAUGUACAUGUUUACCAAUUGCAAGUUUCAUAAAUAUAUGAAGAUAUUUUGUCACAUAAAGAUAUCAUUAUGCCAUUAACAUGAUUAACAUGAUUAAUACAUGUAAAACAUGUAAAUCAAACAUGUCAUCAGAUGACAUCUGAACUGUUCAAUUCCCCUUUAUCAGAUAUAAUUUUGUAACUUUAAUUAGUUGAUCUGAGGCAAGUAAUCCAAAAGUCAUAAAAGUAGAAACUAUGAUAAAAGAAAAUUACAUGUUAAGGACUCAAAUCCAACAUGUUCAAUAAACAUGAUAAAAUCUUGAAUUUCAAUAAUAUUAACUAACAUUCUAAUUCUGCAUUUUGAAUUAAAAAUUGUGGGGCCUUUAAAAUACAAAAUGCAAUUAAACUAGCAAAAUGUUGAUUAUUAUUAUAAAUCAGACACAAGUUUUAGUGGCAUGAAUUACACAUACAGUUAUGUUCGUGUAACAUGCAUUUUAAUUUCUUCAUUGCCACAUAUGACAUACAUGUAGAUGUAUGACAUGUAUGAAUGGUCAUCUAAAUUUUAGUAUUUAUUUACUAAAAAAACCCAAACUUUGGAUUCAUUAUUAUUCGUUGUAUAGCAAUUUUCAUGGGUAGUCACCGUCACUAGAGGUGAAUUACGAAUUAAAAUCUUCAAUGAACAACAUGUUUGCAAUAAGCUUUGUAUACAGACAAUGACAGAGAUUUGCAAAACCACAAAAUCAAAUAUCCACAAAUUCCAGUUUUCAUCCAUCCACGAAAAUUGAUACCCAUGAAAAUAAAUAAAACCACAGUAAUAUAGGUUUGGUCACUCUUAACUUGUAGACUUCAGUUAUUGAAAUCUGUAUUCUUUCAUGUUCAUGUGUCAUGUAUGAUAAUAAUAUUUUGUUUUUAUAAAUGAUUGUUUUUACAUGUAUUAAUUUAUGGCGCAAAUAAAAUAAAUCUAGAAAAUAUGCUUCCAUGAAAUACAUGUAUGUAGUGUAUAAGUAAGAGGCAUAACUUAAAUUAAUAAAGUGAUUUUAUUUGUAAUUAUUUUAACAUGUUUAAUGAUUUGUAAAUAUCAGUAAUCACUGAUUUACGUGAUUUUAUAAACAUUCCCUUUGGUCUUCAAAUGCACAUUUGGUGAAUUUUCAACUAAAUGACAGUUAUCUUUGGUAAUUUGCUUUACUAAUUGUAAUCUCUUUUUAUUAUCAUGAUUUUAUUCAUUUUAACAGUGUGCCAUGAGAAUUUUUCUGUAAUCGAAUAUAUAUAUAUAUUACAUACUUCUAUCAUUGUCUAUUGUUAAAGACAUAAGAAACAAGGUUUCUGGAUAUAUGUUAAUGUAAAAGAAAAUAUUGCACCAAUGAAUGUAUACAUGUAUAUACAACUUUCCAUUUGUAGUUCCUAUGCAAAUUUUUUACAGUUAUAUUAAAUCCUUAAUUAAUUAAAUAUAAACAUGACAAAAUAAAAAAAAAUCAUUCAGGGAUUGUUGAUUGAAAAACUUGGAUUUUGUGUCUGGAUUUUGUGUCUACAUGGUCUAAGUGAUUGUAUCAUUGCCAUGAUUUGAUUUGAAAGAGUGAUGUUUAUUUGUUUCAUUUAUGUAUAUUUUUGAUGCAUUUCAAUUUAUUAUUUAAACUUUGUCACAACAGCAAGAACAGCAGGAUUCCCCUUAUCAUUACAUACAUUUUGUAGAUACCUAAUUAUUUCCUGAUUACCAAAACUCUUGAUUUCAUUUAACAUUAUUUAAGGGGGCUAGUGAGUAUAAAUCCCUUUUUUUUCUUUUCUAUAAACAUGAUAUAUGAAAUUUAUCAUAUGUCUAAUAGAAAAAUAAAAUAAAAAAUGGGUUCACCGUUCAAUUAAUAGAUAUAGGAAGAUGUGGUGUGAGUGCCCAUAAUCUGCUUUCAAAAGAAUUAUGCAUUUUUGUUAAGGUACUUUUUUCUGUUGAAUUAAUAGAAGAAAUAGAGGUAAAUAUUGAUAUAAAACAAAAACUAAAGCACUAAAAUUUUACAAUUGUUUAGUCAUGUUAGUUUAAGUACAGCUCAUUUGAAAUAUGACACUGAUGAGUUGAAAAAGAGACUUCAAAUUUUAUGCAUUUUUGAAACAAAGGGAGAUAAUUUGUAGCUUUUUCAAUGAUAUAAUUUCAUAUAAACAUUUUUAAUGUCAUCUGGGACCAAACGAAAUUGAUUUUUUUGGUUUAUUUUUAACCAUACCAUAACCAUGAUAAAGUAAUAUCUAAUAGUGAAAUAAAUAAAAUUAGAAAAAAAAAUUGAUUAAAAUUUUGAUGAAAUUUUUGUCCCCUCCAACCGCCUUAUUAAAACCAUGGUAAUUUUUUUAUAAUUAUUUUUUUCUGUUACAACUUCUGGCAUUUCUGGUAAUUAGCAGUAAAAAUCUGAUGAAAAAACAAUGUUCUGUCUUUUUUAAGUUGGUACCUAACACUACAGGGAGAUAACUCUGUAAAAUCAGCUAAACGUUUUAAUUACGUUGUGUUGUUAAGAGAAAAUUAAGCUUUUCAAAGAUAAAAAAAAGUGUUUGUCAAACUGCUAUAUAACCAGUGUAAUUUUUCUGAUAAAACGGUUGGUUCAAAAUUUUUGAAAUUUUAAUAUUUUUUUCAAACAUGGUUAAAGUAAGUACUUUGUCAAAAUUUUAAGAAAAUUAAAAAGCCAAAUUGAUUUUAGUUAAAGUGAUGGGUACCACCUUAAGAAUAAGACUGGAUGAUAAUACAGUAAGAACAGUAUGAAAAGAUAAACCACAGUGAGGUUGUUGUAUGUUUUUUAAACUAUAGUAAUUUCCUUAAUUUUAAAUAUGUGCCAGAUGUUUACAUGUAAACUAAUAAAAUGUUUCAGUUACAAUUACAUGUAUCUAGAGGAAAUUGAUACCAGUAAUGUAUUUCUUGACAACUUUAUGUUUGUAAAUACUGUUUAGAUUUUCUUCUUGAUACAUGCUGUCUAUGAAGAAAUAACAUAAAAAAUGUGGUGCACACUGAAUAACGCACAUCAUGCACAUAGUGGGUUAUUUAACAGUGUGCACCACAUUUUUUAUGUUAUUUCGAAUAGAUAAAAAAAAUAUAACAGUCAUUUCUUAUAAUUUAAUUCUAAAUUCCAUUUAAACCGUAGAAAAUCAUGAAAAAAACGUUGAUGACAUCACGGUCACAUGACUAAAUUAUGUCUAUGGGCUGAUAACAAAAUAACAUCAGCCAAUCAGAAGACCCGUUACAUCCAAAAUUAAAUUAUAUCAGUAUUCAGCACCUUCAUUUUCCCUUUCAUUCAUUCAUUCAUGCACAUCUAGUUGGGUUUCUCAUGUGUUUUUAUGUUUUUUUAAUCCAUUGUCUAUUAUCAUGAUGUAAUCUUAUUUUAGACAUAGAUAUCUGAGAAUUACUUACUUUUUGUAUCCAUAAUUACCUAGAUUGACUAGUAUAUAUAGUAUUUUCACAUUUUAAAUUCUAUCAUUGAAUUAAAUCAUAGUAAAAUUA
Molecule: messenger RNA, 5138 nt
Organism: Mytilus trossulus (common blue mussel)
Lineage: Eukaryota; Metazoa; Mollusca; Bivalvia; Mytilida; Mytilidae
Product: RING-type E3 ubiquitin-protein ligase PPIL2-like
Exons: 1
Coding region: 37-1590 (517 amino acids)
Biological process (GO): protein peptidyl-prolyl isomerization; protein polyubiquitination; protein folding
Cellular component (GO): catalytic step 2 spliceosome
Molecular function (GO): peptidyl-prolyl cis-trans isomerase activity; ubiquitin protein ligase activity
Source: RefSeq, a predicted model, not a curated record